Molecule: messenger RNA, 475 nt
Organism: Mizuhopecten yessoensis (Yesso scallop)
Lineage: Eukaryota; Metazoa; Mollusca; Bivalvia; Pectinida; Pectinidae
Exons: 3
Coding region: 57-410 (117 amino acids)
Source: RefSeq, a predicted model, not a curated record
CAGAGAUAAGCGACACAUCACAGCUGUGUUUUGUUAACUGAACUCGCUUCUUAACGAUGAAACGUAUGACUGGACAGAGGGAGCGCUAUGUUUUUGUUUGCUUCAUCCUUUGCAGUUUCUUAUCCCAGGUGCUGAGCUGUAGUCAUGACUACCAGUGCCCGUACGGGCAGUGCUGUGCCUUCACACUUUACGUAGUAGGUCAAUGCACGGACCUCUCGACGCUGGACCAGACAUGUGGGAAGUCUGUUUUCGGGAUCUGUGGUUGCGCCAACGGGCUGACGUGUGCCCCUAGAGAGGGUUUUCUAAGCACGUUCACGAUCGGUGAAGGUAAUUGUAAAUCGCAGAACGGUAGCCACGUACCAGCGUCCUCAGCAAACAAGCCGGGAGGAAUUCUCAGUAUCCUUGGCUGAUACUUAACAUUGGGGGUUUUCUUGUAGAAAAUAUUGAAUCAAUAAAAACUAUGAUGAAAUCUUAA